This is a messenger RNA of Psilocybe cubensis, 1128 nucleotides long. RefSeq lists its product as uncharacterized. The coding region runs from base 1 to 1128 and encodes 375 amino acids. The transcript has 7 exons. Gene Ontology annotation, molecular function: zinc ion transmembrane transporter activity. Gene Ontology annotation, biological process: zinc ion transmembrane transport. Gene Ontology annotation, cellular component: plasma membrane. NCBI's taxonomy places the organism in Eukaryota, Fungi, Basidiomycota, Agaricomycetes, Agaricales, Agrocybaceae. The record is from RefSeq and is a predicted model, not a curated record.
AUGAGCCACUCACACUCCCAUACCAUCCACCACCCCCAUGACGACCUCGAGGACCUCAAUUGCGGCUCCGGGGGCGGCUCAGACACCCUUUUCAAUCUUAGGAUUGCUUCCAUCUUCGUCAUUCUCGUCGGUUCUUCUGCUGGCGCUCUUUUUCCCGUGCUUGCAAAGCGCUCAACAUGGCUGCAUGUCCCAAAAAGCGUCUUUGACUUUGCGAAAUACUUUGGUUCUGGGGUCAUCAUUGCUACGGCUUUCAUCCAUCUAUUAGCCCCAGGCCUUUCUGCACUAUCAAGUCCCUGUUUAUCUGACGCAUGGAAGGAAUACCCUUAUGCCCUGGCCCUUUGCCUCCUGAGCAUCUUCUUUAUCUUUAUUGUAGAGCUUGUUGCCUUCCGCUGGGGGACUGGGAAACUCUCAAAGCUUGGGAAAUCACACGGUGUGUUCUAUCCUUUCAAUUCAUGCUUCUAUUUCCUGUGGCUGACUGAGGGAAAAGAUGCACAUGGUCAUAGCCUCGGCUCACACGCGGCACACGGUCCAGAGGGUACCUUCAAGUCUUCUGAAGCGCCACCUCUCAAGAGCGAGUCGAGCUCUUCUGACAUCGAGAGCGUCAAAGGAAAUGAUCAUGGUCAUGGAUUCCAAGACACGCUAUCCACUCACAUCAUCGGUGUUGGCAUCUUGGAAUUUGGUGUUAUAUUGCAUAGCUUUUUGAUUGGUCUCACACUUGCUGUUGACGAAGGUUUUAAAAUUUUGUUCGUCGUGAUCGUCUUCCAUCAAACAUUUGAAGGAUUGGGAAUUGGUUCACGACUUGCGUAUCUUGAUCUCCCUGAACGAUUCCGCUGGGCACCCAUUGCAGGAGCCAUUUUAUAUGGCCUCACCACUCCUCUCGGGAUCGCUAUUGGGCUUGGCGUCAGACAAACAUAUAAUCCCGGUAGCACAACUGCCUCGAUUGUCAGUGGUGUAUUGGAUUCAUUAAGUGCAGGGGUUCUGACGUACACCGGGCUCGUGGAGCUCUUUGCACAUGAAUUCCUCUUUAAUAAGGAAAUGAUGUCUGCAUCGAACGGAAAAUUGGCUUAUGCAGUAGGCUCUAUGUGCCUCGGAUGUGCACUCAUGGCACUACUGGGUCGUUGGGCCUAA